UGUGUUGUUUUCCAGGUUGUUCGGAGGCGGCGAACCUGUGGUCACCGACAGUGAUGGGACAAUAAGCGUCGUGGGUGGGGGGAGCGAAGGCCAGCCUGGAGAGGAAGGGAGGAGAGAGGAACCCCAUGGGAGGCAGUGGAGACGUGGAGGAGACAGCAGAGGGAAAGGAGGCACAGGUGGACAGUGGAGGGAUGGAUUCCGAGGCGGAUUCGCUUGGGCAGAAUGAUGCCCUGAGCCCUGGAGAAGAAGGUAGCGAGAAAAGAACGCCUCUUAUUAUGAACGCUGAUGGAGUUCACGGUGACCGAGGCUUCCCAGGUGUGGCUGAGUAUGGCGAAGAGGCCUAUGUGUCGCGCAGUAAUGCCACGGCCCCAGAAAAGCCUCCUGCAGUCAAGGCCGAAGUGAGCGACACCACCCCCAGAGGUGUGAGGAGCAGGUUGUAG
Molecule: messenger RNA, 440 nt
Organism: Penaeus vannamei (Pacific white shrimp)
Lineage: Eukaryota; Metazoa; Arthropoda; Malacostraca; Decapoda; Penaeidae
Source: RefSeq, a predicted model, not a curated record